AUGGUCCUGAAGGAUCUGCCUCCUCUGGUUCUGAAGGAUCUGCCGCCUCUGGUCCUGAAGGAUCUGCCUCCUCUGGUCCUGAAGGAUCUGCCUCCUCUGGUCCUGAAGGAUCUGCCUCCUCUGGUCCUGAAGGAUCUGCCUCCUCUGGUCCUGAAGGAUCUGCCGCCUCUGGUCCUGAAGGAUCUGCCUCCUCUGGUCCUGAAGGAUCUGCCUCCUCUGGUCCUGAAGGAUCUGCCUCCUCUGGUCCUGACGGAUCUGCCGCCUCUGGUCCUGAAGGAUCUGCCUCCUCUGGUCCUGAAGGAUCUGCCUCCUCUGGUCCUGAAGGAUCUGCCUCCUCUGGUCCUGAAGGAUCUGCCGCCUCUGGUCCUGGGGGAUUGGUCUCCUUUGUUCCUGAACAUAGACUGUAUAUAUUAA
Messenger RNA from Knipowitschia caucasica, 414 nucleotides. The record is from the annotation of a GenBank genome assembly. NCBI's taxonomy places the organism in Eukaryota, Metazoa, Chordata, Actinopteri, Gobiiformes, Gobiidae.